AUGGAGACACCGAUGUCGACACAGGAGCAGCAGCUUUGUCAGCUGCUGCUGGAGCUACCUGUUCGCCACGGCUACCGAUACACCGAAGAUGCAGCCCGAGAGCUGUUGAAUGCCCUUUUUUGGUGCAUGGCCGGCGGCAAGUCCGACUACAUGAACCUUUUCUUCCCGACCGGCGGUCCAGCGCGAAAUGGAACCCUCAAGCUUCGAGAGGCGCAGGGCGCAGUGGAGGGUGCCGAAUACACCGAGGCCGCACGCGGCAAGGCUUGCGGGCACAUAUUCAGGCAGGGCGAGGCUUCGUAUGCGUGCAGGACAUGCAGUGCCGACGACACCUGUUGCCUGUGCAGCAAAUGCUUCGACGCCACCGACCAUACCGGCCACAUGGUCAGGAUCAGCAUCUCGCCUGGCAACAGCGGGUGCUGUGACUGCGGGGACCCCGAGGCAUGGAACAGACCCGUGUUCUGCACCAUACAUUCGAUAUGGGAGGGCGAAGGGAAGGGGAAGGGCAAGGAAGCGCCGGCAUUGCCUGAGGACCUCGUUUCCAACACGCGGAUGACCAUCGGUCGCGUCUUCGACUAUCUGUGCGACGUCGUCUCGUGCUCUCCCGAGCAGUUGCGCCAAACGAAAACAGUCGAAUCCAUCGAGCAGGACGAGAGGAUGUCGAGGCUGUCGCCUACAUAUUGUGGAGGGGAUACCGAGUCGCCAGGGGAGUACGCUGUGCUGUUGUGGAACGAUGAGAAGCACACCGUCAUAGACGUCAGGGACCAGGUGGCUCGCGCGUGCAGCACGACCAUGGCCAACGCCAUGUUCAAGGCCUACGAGACGGACGGUAUCGGGAGGAGCAUUUUGAUGUACGACAAGAGCAUCGAGAAGCUCAUCGAGGUCGCCACCACCCUCGAGAGGAUCAGGGUUACCGUAACCAUCCGGUCCGCUAGGGACACAUUUAGGGAACAAAUGUGUGGCACCAUGAUCGAGUGGCUGCGGGACAUCUCCGGAUGCAGCGUGGGUGAAGACCACCAGCUCCUACGACAGGUCGUCUGCGAGGAGAUGCUCAGGCCGUGGCGCAGAGGGAGCCCGGCGUCGCAUGCCAUUGUCGGUAAGGGCGGGAUUGAUGACGAGGAACUGCUUGACCAGCAAGAUCGAGAAGCGCAUGAAGACUUUUACCUCCAGCAGGCAAGAAUUUUACUGCAGGCUCGCCAGGCAGCCCGUGCAGCCGGCAUGGACACCGCUGGGGGCGAAGGGAGCGACGAUGGAGAGGAGGACGAGGAAGACGGAGACAACACACCGGGGAGCGAUAUGGAGGAAGACGGCGGCGACGACGACGACGACGUCAUGAUGCUUGAUACCCGGGAAGACGGCGAUGUACCCAUGCAGGACUGGCGGCAAGACACAGCACUGGAGGAAGACGAGGCUACAGUCGCUGGUUAUCCGCCUCCGCCACCACCACCUCCGGUUCCCCGUCGCACCGCGCGCGAACGCGAACUCACGCCUUCCGACUCUGAUACAGCAGAACCCCUCAUCGCUCCUACGGUAUACGCAAAAGCCCAUCUAGAAAUCCCCAAGACCCCUGGCCAGACAGGGACACCGGCCUCGCCGCCUCCCAAACCUGGCCAGUACUGGCUGGCUACACCCAGUGGCUACGUGGAGCAAGAAGACAUCCCAGUGGCUGAGGAUCUCUUCGAGCGAGUCCGCCUAGACUGGAUGAUCCUCUUUGACCUCAGGAUGUGGAAGAAGGUGCGCAACGAUCUGCGAUCGCUCUACAUCUCGACCGUGGUCACUAUACCGGAGUUCAAGCGGGUCCUCGGCCUACGCUUUGCCGGUCUCUACACCACCCUUGCCCAACUCUACCUCAUCGGCGACCGGGAGCCCGACCAUUCCAUCAUCAACAUCUCGCUACAGAUGCUAACCACUCCUUCCAUCACCGCCGAAAUUGUUGAACGUGGCAACUUCCUCACCAGCCUGAUGGCUAUUCUAUACACCUUCUUGACUUCCCGACAAGUUGGGCACCCGUGGGACGUGGGGUCGAACGCCGUCUUGUCCUUUGACACCGGCUCUGUCACAAACCGGAGAAUGUAUCACUUCUUCCUCGACCUAAAGUACCUCUUUGGGUCUCCCCACGUCCAAGACCGCCUCAGGACCGAAGAGCGGUACAUGAUGCAGUUCCUGGACCUUGUCAAACUACAUCAGGGAAUAUGCCCCAACGUGCGGGCGAUCGGCGAACAUGUCGAGUACGAGGCGGACGGCUGGAUUAGUGCUUCUCUCGUUACGCGCGAGAUUAACAGGCUAUGCAGACAGUUCGCCGAGUCCUUCCGCAAUGUUAAAGAGCAGGAUACGCCCUACGUCUCGCGAGCGAUCCGCCUCGCCGCAAAGACCGUCAUCAUCAACUCGAUCGGAGCCGAGCGCGGCAGGUUCAGCCAAUCCGAGAUCAAGAAUGAAGUCAGUUUCAAGACCCUCGGCGACUUUGAAUUCGAGAGCCAUGGCCGAAACUUCGACGUUGUCAAGUUUGUGGUGGAAGAGGAGCCCAUCAGUUUCCAUCACGCUCUCCACUACACCCUCUCGUGGCUGGUCGAAUGCGGCAAAACGAUGCCUGUCGAACAGCUCAGGGCGCUACUUAGCUUCACGAGUCAGGAGCUCAUGAUGAAGCCGCGCUCCAUGGGAAAGAAGACGAUGCCGCGAGACGACGAGUACGGCCCAGAGGACUACCUGAUGGCCGUCUUUGACUUCCCGCUCCGCGUGUGCGCCUGGCUCGCCCAGAUGAAAGCGGGCAUGUGGGUUAGAAAUGGCCUCAGCCUGCGCCACCAGGCCGGCACUUACCGUGGCGUCGGGCAGAGGGACGUCUCGCAUCACCGCGACAUCUUCUUGCUGCAGACAGCCCUGGUGAUCUGCGACCCCAGUCGCGUGCUCGCCUCUGUCGUCGACCGCUUCGGCAUGGAGAAGUGGUCCAGGGGCUUUUUCGAGCAAAAGUCCAAGGCUCAGGAUGACAUCCAACACCUGGAUGUCGUCGAGGAUAUGAUACACCUCCUCAUCGUCCUCCUUAGCGACAGAACUUCGCUCAUCCCUGCCGAGGAUUCCCGAAGCGCAUCCCACGUUGCGUCUAUGCGCCGCGACGUCACGCACGUCCUCUGUUUCAAGCCUCUGUCCUUCUCAGAUAUUUGUCUGAAGCUCCCAGAUAAGUUCCAGGAGCAGGAGGAUUUCCACAAGAUACUGGACGAAAUGACAAUCUUCAAGUCACCAGAAGGCCUGACCGACGUCGGCACUUUCGAGCUCAAGCCGGAGUACAUCGAGAAUGUCGACCCUUAUAUCGCCCACUAUAAUAAGAACCAGCGGGAAGAGGCCGAGAUGGCUUGGCGGAAGUGCGUGGCCAAGAAGACCGGCAAGGCGGUGGAAGACGUCGUCUACGAGCCCAAGCUGCGGCCCAUCCCGUCGGGAGUGUUCGCCGGGCUAAGCCAGUUCACAACCACCGGCAUGUUCGCACAGAUCAUCCACUACUCGCUGCUUUACACCCUUGUGUACGGUCGCCUGACGCCCCAGGUCCCGGCCACCCGCGUCGAGACCUUCUUGCAAGUGGUGUUGCACCUAGUCCUCGUCGCCAUUGCCGAGGACAAAUCAGACGAGGACCAACCACAGCCGUCCUUCAUUGCUACCGCCCUCAACCAGCAAGCCCUCACCGUCCUUCUACCUGAACCUCCACAGGCCAAGACGAUCGUGGCCCUGCUGAACUUGAUUGCUUCCAAGGACGAGUUCAAGGCCUGCCACCCGAAGGUGGCCACCAUCCUUCGGCGAAUGCGGCAGAAGAGACCUAAAUCCUUCGAGUUCAGCUACGAGCGUCUCGGCCUUUCCGUUGACCGUAUGGGCACGGCCUCGCCCGCGGCCGGCAGUGGUGACGAAGAGCGGGAGCGUAAGAAACAGGCGGCACUGGACCGUCAGGCGCGGGUCAUGGCGCAGUUUCAGGCCCAGCAGAAGAGCUUCAUGGAGAACCAGGGCGAUAUCAACUGGGGAGAGGUGGAGGACCUCGAAGACGACGAGGUCGUUCCGCCCAUGGAAGAGCACCGGGACUUUUGGAAGUACCCGACAGGCACUUGUAUUCUGUGCCAGGAGGACACGGACGAUCGACGACUAUACGGCACGUUCUCCUACUUCACCGAGAGCAAUAUCCUCCGGCAGACGGACUUGCAAGAUGCCGAUUUUGUGAGGGAGGCAUUCAAUACCCCGGACAACCUCGAUCGAUCUGCGGAGGACAUCCGCCCGUUUGGUGUUGCCCACGAGAACCGACAAGUGGUUCAGAAGGUGAACCAACAAGGUCAGACGUUUGAGACGGAGCGCCAGGUCAUCGGCAAGGGGUUCCCUGCGGAACUCUCUCGCCUCGGGCCAGUCGCGAUUGGCUGCGGCCAUAUCAUGCAUUACCACUGCUUCGAAGCCUACUACGACGCUACCGUGAGGCGACACAACCAGCAGAUCGCGCGACAUGCUCCGGAGAAGACGGCCAGGCUCGAGUUUGUGUGCCCGCUCUGCAAAGCACUCGGGAAUGCGUUCCUGCCCAUCAUCUGGAAGGGUCAAGAGGAGUCGUAUCCGGGGCCCCUGAUGCCGCCCACUCCGUUCUCGUCCUUCCUCGACUCCCAACUUCACUCGGCGUACUACACGCUCGGAGCCUCGCGUCCGCCAGACACGGUACAGAACGCCUUCGCUGCCUACACGGCUCACCACAUGAUCAACAACCUCGCAGAGAAGUCGUCGCAGCUGCUGGACGACGCCUGGGUCGACGUGGGGGCCCAGUCUGUCUCCACGGGCACGCCGUUUAGCGAGACGUUCUCGAUGGUUUCAGCCCCAGAUCAAGGCGGCCGAGGGCCCACCCCCGACGCCAGCACCCCGAUGAGGGAGCUCGUCAAUGUCUAUCGCCGACUUAGGGAUACGCUGAGGGAGAACGGCAUCACGUCUCGCCAUCAAUUUGAGCCCCCCGAGCAGGAUGCCAAUGAACUGUACGGCAGCGACGUUCUGGCGCAAUCCGUUGGGUUCUCCAUUUCUGCCGUGGAGAUUCAGCAGCGCGGCGUAGAGGCUGAGUACGGCAUGACGUUCCUUGAGAAGAUCCCGGACCAGGUUCUCACGCAGCUCCGGAUCCUCAGCGAGACGGUUACCUCCUUCGUUGCUGUCGGGGGGUUGCGCGAGUCCGGUGAGAAUAAGAUCGAUACCGAGUACCGCCGGGAUAGCGAGCGCCAGCACUGCCAGUUGUUUAUCACGCAGUACCUGGGCGAGGAGACGGAGCACACCCGGUUCCCGGCCAACAACUACGCUCCUCUUCUCAGCCAGGACCCGUUCAUCUUCCUCUGCGAAUGCGUCUUUGGUGUCAUUCCGGCGCAGGGGUAUGACAUCGCGCACAUGGUCCGUCUGUGUUACCUGGCCGAGAUCACAAAGGUCGUCUACCACCUCGCCCGCAAUAUGCCCGCAGCGCUGUUUCUGCAGUUCUUGUCCCGCGAAGAGGAUCUGGACCCGUCCAUGGCCAACUUCGUGUCCUUCUGCGAGGAGCUCAUCAAGAUCGACUUGGAUUGCGCUUCAGAACCAGAACCGGGGAUUCAUCGGCCCACGUUGGAUAACAAGGGCUUCGAGCAACCCGGUUUGGAUAGGUGGGAGUCGUGGUACGUCCUCCUGCGCAAGUACGCUCUGACGUUCCUGCGCAAGAGCGUCAUGCUCCUGCACGUCAAGUACGGCGUCAACUUCAACAGCCGCGUGAGCCCCAACCCGGAGCAGCGCGAGCUCGAGCGCCUCACCGAGGCCCUGCGCCUCCCUUCGCUCGACGAGAUGCUCACGGCGCUCACGCCGGCGCAGGGCGUGCGGUACGGUUGGCCCGGCGACACGCCACGGCUCGUGGCCGGGUGGGUCAAGCACCAGACGCUGUGGCCGUACAACGGCGGCGACGAGUCGCUCCCGGGGUCGGCCGUGCUCAGCCACCCGGGCAUCUUCGAGCUGGUGGGCCUGCCCAAGAACUACGACACGCUCAUCGAGGAGUGCACGCGCCGCCGGUGCCCGACCAAGGGCAAGGACCUUACCGACCCCACCAUCUGCCUGUUCUGCGGCGACAUCUUCUGCGGCCAGGCCGUCUGCUGCGCCAAGGAGCUCAAGGAAGGCCCGUACAAGGACUCCCAGAUCGGCGGGUCGCAGCAGCAUAUGCAAAAAUGCCAGAAGAACAUCGGCCUCUUCAUCAACAUCCGCAAGUGCUGCGUCUUCUACCUCUCGCGCCGCUCGGGCUCCUUCAGCAACGCGCCCUACAUCGACAAGUACGGCGAGGUCGACAUGGGCCUGCGCUACGGCCGCCAGCUGUUCCUCCACCAGAAGCGCUACGACUCCAUGCUGCGCAGCCUGUGGCUCGGCCACGGCGUGCCGAGUUUUAUUGCGCGCAAGCUCGAGGCCGAUAUCAAUAAUGGGGGGUGGGAGACUAUUUAG
Messenger RNA from Chaetomium fimeti, 6432 nucleotides. RefSeq lists its product as uncharacterized. The coding region runs from base 1 to 6432 and encodes 2143 amino acids. The record is from RefSeq and is a predicted model, not a curated record. Gene Ontology annotation, molecular function: ubiquitin protein ligase activity; zinc ion binding. Lineage: Eukaryota; Fungi; Ascomycota; Sordariomycetes; Sordariales; Chaetomiaceae. Gene Ontology annotation, biological process: ubiquitin-dependent protein catabolic process via the N-end rule pathway. The transcript is spliced from 2 exons.